UUUUCUCUCAUACAGGUCAGUAAAUGUGUUCUCGCGAGAAACGCGUGCCACUCUGCUGGGCAGGUCGCUGAAGAUCAUGCACAAGACAUUGAAGCUAGCAGCAAUCCCAACAGGCAUAGGCCUGAGCCUUCUCCCUUUCCGAGUUCACGCUGGAAGUGAAGAUAAGCAGGGUGGCAUCUCACUUAAAGUUGAAGAGCUUUCCCUUUAUACAAAACCAGAGGAUGAUUAUAAAUAUGUUGUGGAGACCACAGAGCUGGAGGAAAGUAUUUCAACAGUCAGGAAAUCUGUGGAGCCAUAUACGACUUGGGUUCAGGAUUUUCUUACAGUAUUAAAGCCAAAAAUUGAACAUUCUGUCCACUUAGGAAAAGAAAGUUACGAGUUUCUGAAAAAUCCACCACCAGGAUUUUACCCUCGUUUUGGUGUCAUAGGCUUUACUGGCAUCAUUGGACUCUUUCUAGCAAGAGGUUCUAGAAUCAAGAAACUAAUUUACCCAUCAGGGCUAAUGGCCUUGAGCACUUCUUUGUAUUACCCACAACAGGCUGUUACUGUGGCUAAAACUACAGGAGAGUCACUUUAUGAAUGGAGUUUGCAGAGCUAUGUUACCUUAGAGUCACUUUGGAAAGAAUAUACCUCAGAAGACAGUAAUAAAAAGAAAAACAAAAAGAAUGAAGGAUCACAUUGUGAAGAAGACAGUCAGAAAAAUCCUGUGAGUGAGACAAAGAGCUGAAUAUGUGAGACCUUGAAUUGGAAUGGCUGAAGCAGCUUUCAGGAUCAACCAGCAGUCUUUGCAUUAGUACACUCCUUGAUGAAUUUGGCUGGAUGACUGACACUCAGGGAGUUGACAACUUUUACAGGUUCAUAAUCUGCACUGUGUUAUAGGCUAUUUAAAAUACUGUGCAGUUACAAAGUUGGUUUUAAACUUACAAUGUAAUUAUUAUAAAUAAAAUGUGUACAGUAUCAAA
Messenger RNA from Erpetoichthys calabaricus (reedfish), 962 nucleotides. It is a transcript of the gene apooa, whose product is annotated as apolipoprotein O, a. Gene Ontology annotation, biological process: cristae formation. Gene Ontology annotation, cellular component: MICOS complex. The transcript is spliced from 9 exons. Bases 77 to 727 code for a protein of 216 amino acids. The record is from RefSeq and is a predicted model, not a curated record. Lineage: Eukaryota; Metazoa; Chordata; Cladistia; Polypteriformes; Polypteridae.